UCUCUCUCUCUCUCUCUCUCCCCCCCUUCUUCUCGCUUUCUCUAUCUCUCUCUCCCGCUGCUUCCUUUGUUUAGUGUUGCCUGUGUUGUGCCCGAAAGUAGUGUUGUAGAUUUUAUUGCGCUGUGCCCGUAAUCAUUGAGUGACCGCCCUGUGCGUGUGUUGCCGCGUCAGGAAAGGAGUGUUGCGUCUCCAGGAGGGUCUUCCCCUUCCGAGUGACGUCCGCGCUUGCUUCCUUCGUCAGGCACCUCCCGCCUCACGCCUUGCUUCCUCCCGUCUCCCAGAGUCUACACACCUGCACUCUUGAGGCUGCUGGCGAGAGGAACUGCCGUCCCAAGCCCUCCACCAUGGCCGCCGCUCCGAAAGUUUGCGUCCGUCGCAUUAAGCUUAUCUGUCUCAUGGAGAACGCAGGCAAGGACGUCUUGACCUUCGUGUUGAGGCGCGGCGCGCUGAACGCCCCCGCCACGCCGCCGGGCCAGUCCCUCACUGACUAUCUUGACAACCUCCCUCAAGGCUCGACAGCCAACUAUGGGAGAAUGAGUAACAAACAAAAAAAAGCAGCAGUGAACCACACCGAUCGCCGCCAAGCACAACGCUUCCCUUUAUGGGACAAUUUUGAUUUGACUUUGCUCUGCAAAGCAAUAAAGCUGACGUGCGAAGGCGUGGCGAGAGAUGGCGAUCCCGAAUGGCGGAACCAGAACUCCCUGGAGGGAUUGGUAACGAAAAUCAAGGAUGAGAGGAAUGAACUCUUUCAUGAAGUGAAAUCUUUCAGCGAGGCAGAGUACCAGCACAAAGUCAACGAGUUAGAACACCUCUUUAUCCGAGUCCUCGCCGCAGCCAAGACCAAAUACUGCAUUCCUGACGCAGAGGUGACACCCGUGCAGGACAACGCCCGGCAGGUCACUGAUACCUUCAGAAAAACAGGAAUGGAGAAAGAAAUUUUAAAAGAUUAUUUCAGUAUCAUGCACCAAGAAUUUAUGAGAGACAGUCACACCCACCUCAAAACAUCCUAUGAUCGAGUGCAAACCUUUGAUCCUCUGUCCUUCCUUACCGACUCACCAAACCACUGCCAUCACAUCCAGGACAUUUUCUGCAAGAUGUCCCUCGUGGAAGGAAGAGGACACCUUCAACAGAGGCGAGACAUCGACACUUGCGACGUGCUGACGGUGACGCGCCGCGCGGGACAGAAUCCACAGCCGUCCACAUCCUCAUCGGCCACGCCGCCCACGCACGGCGCCAAGCCACAGCUCAUCCUGAUCAGGGGCGUGGCAGGAAGCGGCAAAACGACCCUGCUCACCUUCCUUGUCUCAGAGUGGCUUCAGGAGCCCGGCGCCUGCACCAUCAAACACCUGGACGAGUACGACAUCGUGGUGCGUGUCUUGUGCCGCGAUGUCUUGUGCCCAUCUCUCCAGAACUUCCUCAAAGUGAUCCUCCCAAACCAUUUUGCUGUGAUGGACGAACACCUCAUCCCCCUCCUACAACAAAGCAAGGUUCUCUUCCUGAUUGACGGCCUGGACGAACUGUCGCCAGGCACUCCUUCACACAGCCUUGUGAAGGACAUCCUCAACAUCUCGAAAUACUCGCCAGGCUUCACACUCGUCUGCACAUCGCGGCCCGAAACAGUGCAAGACUUCCUGGCCAAAUUACCUGAUGGUUAUGAGGUGUGGGACAUGGAGAUGAAAGGUGUUAGCCAUGAACAAAGAAUUCAUUUUGUCAUGAAGCAUUACAACAGCUUCCCAGACAAGGGGAACAAAGACCCUGAGAGGCUUGAGUACCUCAUGAAACACAUUGGCUGGAAGGAUUAUCUCGGCCUGCCAUUAAAUUUAUUGUUCGUGGCAACACUUUUCUACAUCGAUCAAGACAAGAUCAAAAUCACCACCACCCAGACCAGCCUGUACGUCACCAUAAGAGAUUGGUGCAUAGAAAAACUGCAGGCCAGACUCACAGAUCAUCCACGAGACACAAAGACCCGCGAGGUCCUCAUCUCUAUGGUUCUACAAGAUAUAUACGACAUGUCAUUGCAAGCUCUUCUACAAGACCGACUGACUCUGUCAAAACAGGAAGAGCAGAAGCUGAUUUGUUGCUGCCUUGGAAAAGGAUUACCCAGCAAGGAAGUCAUCCCAGCGUUUUUCAAUCUUCAAGACACCAGUGACAGGCUGGGGCACCAUCAGAAGUACGCAGCCCCACACAAGAGCCUACAGGAAUUCUACGGUGCAUCAGCAAUCGUCCACAAGCUGGUGGAGGACUCACACUCAGCAAACAUACGACGCAUGCUUCACGACCCGCCGCCAGAACAGCUCCGGAACUUAAGGAACCUGCUGCUACACGUGGCAGGUCUCCUCUGCCACCCUAACACACCACCUCGUGCUGCAGCCAUACAAGUAAGUUGACUAUUCAUCCUCUUUUCCUCAUA
Molecule: messenger RNA, 2410 nt
Organism: Scylla paramamosain (green mud crab)
Lineage: Eukaryota; Metazoa; Arthropoda; Malacostraca; Decapoda; Portunidae
Exons: 4
Coding region: 345-2387 (680 amino acids)
Source: RefSeq, a predicted model, not a curated record